CUUCACAUAACUGCGGUGAGGUGUACACCAUCCCAACAUGAUGGAACUGACAAGUGUUGUAUUUAUCAUUCUUGUGUCGUUGUGUGGUGUCAGAGACGUACAUGCUGAUACCAAUUUGGCAGCCUUCUCUAGAAAAUUAAACCUGCUGGACAGAACGAUCCAGGCGUGGAAAGGCACAGUUGUUGAUUUGGGGAUUGAAAUGAGUAACAACUUUGACUUGCUGGAGUUAUCACUGGAAGAAGAACUGACUAACAAGUUCAUCCCUGCCUUGAUAAAGCCUCUCGUGAAGCAAGCGAUUACUGGCAUCCUGAAAGAAGAAUACGUUUGCAAUAUUAUCAGCGGACGUGUGCUUGAUGUUGUUAACAGCCUGAAAACCAGAGUACAUACAACAAAGACACAACUUCGCUCAGUUAAACGAAAGUUCAGACUAGUUAAACGCGAAAGAGACUCUUACAAAGAGAGUCUUGGCAAAUUACGAGGCGAGCUGACCAAAGAAAUCCAUAGGGACAUUCAGGGAAUACAGCAAAGGAUACAGGAACUCGAGGAACGUGAUGCGCUGCGUGAGAAACACAUCCAAGACUUGACGGAACAAAAACAAAAAGCCUCGAGCGACCCGAGUCGGGACCGGAGCCACAGAGAAAGGACUGCACAGAUGAUGACAGUGACGACCCAUGCCACCAGUGCCCCCAGUCGGAACGGGAGCCACAGAGAAAGGGCUGAACAGAUAACAGUGACAAAGUCUGAUCUACAUGCCUCGAGUGAUUCGAGUCGGACUGAGAGGACACCAGUGACGACCACAAAAAAACCUGCUACACAGGCGACUCCAUCACCAGCAGACUGCGACGUCCUCAUGGACGCCAGCAGAAGGGGGAACCUGGAGGAGAUGAAGCGGCUCCUGACUCUGAAUGUCGACGUCAACUGUAGGGACAGUGAUAGCAGGACACCGGUGAUGUGGGCAGCAGGGUUUGGACACGGAGAAGUGGUGGAGCUCCUGGUGAGGAAAGGAGCCGAUGUGUCACUGGUGGAUGAGGACGGUAGCAGCAUUCUUCACUUCGCCUGUUAUGCAGGAGACAUGGAGAUGGUUAAGUUUGUGCUGUCACUGAACGUCUUGGACAUCGAAAGUAGAGGCGCGUUGAGCAGGACACCGGUGAUGUAUGCAGCAAGGUGGGGACACAGAGACGUGUUGGAGCUCCUGGUGAGUAUAGGAGCCGAUGUGUCACUGGUGGACGAUGACGGUGACAACAUCCUUCACCUCGUCGGUUGGGGAGGAGACAUGGAGACGGCGAAGUUUGUGCUGUCACUGAACGUUGUGGACAUCGACGCCAGGAACAACGACGGGCGGACAGCGGCGGACGUGGCGAGAUCCGGGAGACGUCGGCAAAUUGCGGAUCUGCUGGAGUCCCGCGGCGCUCAGUGACGUCAGUGCCGUGUUUGUGUAGACGGUGAAGAAGACCUGGCAGUGACGUGGUGUGCCGUUCACGUCAUCAUGUGUCUUUAUUUACGU
Molecule: messenger RNA, 1504 nt
Organism: Haliotis rufescens (red abalone)
Lineage: Eukaryota; Metazoa; Mollusca; Gastropoda; Lepetellida; Haliotidae
Product: ankyrin repeat domain-containing protein 1-like
Exons: 6
Coding region: 38-1417 (459 amino acids)
Biological process (GO): positive regulation of transcription by RNA polymerase II
Cellular component (GO): nucleus
Molecular function (GO): protein binding; transcription cis-regulatory region binding
Source: RefSeq, a predicted model, not a curated record